AUGAACUCGAGUACCUUGAUGGUACUUAUAGUUCUUUGGAGACCCAAGUGUUCCCUUGUUCCAGGGGCAUCCCGAAUGCAACUAAGAGGGGAACGAGGCCACGCAGCCCAGUGGAGUCCCUUGAGACAGCAGUGCGAGACUGAUGAUUGGUCGGCAUCUCCCAUUGCUGAAUCUGGGCCAAUGCAGUUUGCCUACUGUGGAGUGGGCCGUCUCUCGGAUGAGCUCCAUUUCCCCAGAUCCCCGCGACUGACGAGGCCAGUGGCAUCCCCAUGGGGAAUCCCACCACACCUCGAACUCGUUCAAUUCUCUGGCGCAAAGUACCCUUCAGGCAAUAAUCCCGAAUCUCUACUUCCUUGUGUCCGAGAACAUACAAGCUAG
Molecule: messenger RNA, 378 nt
Organism: Aspergillus fumigatus Af293
Lineage: Eukaryota; Fungi; Ascomycota; Eurotiomycetes; Eurotiales; Aspergillaceae
Exons: 1
Coding region: 1-378 (125 amino acids)
Source: RefSeq, a predicted model, not a curated record